Messenger RNA from Parasteatoda tepidariorum (common house spider), 7659 nucleotides. Its product is annotated as muscleblind-like protein 2. Gene Ontology annotation, cellular component: nucleoplasm; cytoplasm. The record is from RefSeq and is a predicted model, not a curated record. Gene Ontology annotation, biological process: regulation of RNA splicing. NCBI's taxonomy places the organism in Eukaryota, Metazoa, Arthropoda, Arachnida, Araneae, Theridiidae. Gene Ontology annotation, molecular function: RNA binding; metal ion binding.
GCCGAGAGACCUACCAGACUACCUCCCUCGCACGCCUUCCCAUGCCCACACUAUCGCUCGACGCCAGUGCUUUGGAAGGAUCAGUAAACGGAAACUUGUAAAGUUUCGCCGCUGCUUACCCUUAACUUCGCUCUGCUCCAGCCGCUACUUCGGUGCUCUAUCGUGGAUACAGUUCUAUGUGCUGAUAAAACAGCCCUUUGCGGCUGCCGCUUUCUGCCGUUGCAUCGGGGGGAACUUUUGUCUAGUUCCCUUUCGAAUUUUAUUUAAUUCCUUGCCAGUGAUCUCUUUCGAACGAACUUUUUUCCGAAUUAGAAGAAAAAAAAAUUAAGGAAGAUACCCCUUUCUCUCUUAGAAGGGGUGAAAAAAAAACACUUUUCAAACUGUUCGACGUUUUAUUUCCUGACAGGGAACUCUCCCCCAAACGUCAAAAUCAAACGUAGUUAGUGAACUUUUUAUUCGAGCUUCUUCGUGUCACUUGUCUUUACUAAGAACUUAGACAACGGGGGAGAAGUUAGCAAAACUUUCAAAAGUGAGUAGAUUUAGUGCGUGCUUUCAAUGCAACACUAAUUCUUCAAAUAAAAUUUUGCAUAGGUAAGAAGUGUUUUGCAGGUUCGUAAAAGAAAUUCUGUAUUUAGUUACCCCUGCCAACAAGUGCCCUUUUCCUUCCUCCAGCGGAACACUAUUUGCUGGGCACACAACUGACCGUCCAAGUGUCGGACAUAGUAAUAUUUUUCUUUGAAACUCCGUGUCCACACCAACCGCCAUUGUGGAGUGCUGGUGCGUAGGUAGCAUGGCUAUUGUGAACAACGUGAAGGACUCGAGAUGGCUUCAACUGGAGGUGUGCCGCGAGUACCAAAGAAACAAGUGCUCGCGGCCAGACACCGAAUGCAAGUUUGCCCAUCCUCCAGCCCACGUUGAGGUUCAAAAUGGAAGAGUCAUCGCAUGCUACGACUCAAUAAAGGGUCGUUGCAAUCGGGAGAAGCCACCAUGCAAGUACUUCCAUCCUCCUCAACAUUUAAAGGACCAACUAUUGAUCAAUGGAAGGAACCAUUUGGCACUAAAAAAUGCCAUAAUGCAGCAAUUGCCAUUACAGCCAUUGCUGCAGCCACCGACCGCACAACUCACUCCUGCUGUCGUGAGUAUCAUGAAUGCGUCGACUUCACCUUACAUGCCGGCUAUCGCAGGUCACACGGCUUCGUCUUUCAGUCCAUACUUAAGCCCUAGCCCAAUGAUCCCUGCUGGAAUGGUGCCCGCAGAUGCUUUGGCCGCCCCACCUCCACCGCCCCAACUUACUUCUAUUGUGCACACACCUAUUGUCACACAGAAGGCGCCUCGAACUGACAGAUUAGAAGUAUGCAGGGAAUACCAGCGGGGCAACUGCAAACGUCCCGAAACCGAGUGCCGGUUCGCCCACCCUCCUGACCAUGUCACAGUGGACAGUGCGGAGGGAAUGGUCACUGUAUGCAUGGAUUUUGUGAAAGGUCGAUGCUCGAGGGACAUGUGCCGAUAUUUCCAUCCGACGCCCCACCUCCAGGCGCAGCUAAAGGCCGCCCAGAGCCGAGCGAAUGCCGCCUCUACGCAAGCUGCUAUGCCCAAUGCUGAUGCUAAGAAGAGGCUUCACGAUUCUUCUACACAGAUUCUACAGCAACGCCCAUCAAACGCAACAGACAACAUGCUUCUGUGCAAUAUGAUGUAUCAAAACUCUUUGGGCGGAAAUCAAUAUUUUGCUUUCCCUGGCGUAUCACCUUACAGUAAAAGACCAGCAAUGGACAAAAGUGGUUUACCAGUGUACCAGCCAAGUACUGCAGCUUACCAACAAGCACUUGCAAUGCAAGUGCAACAACCAUUUGUUCCCGUGUCUUAUACAUGUCUCCCUUCAGCAGUAACUGGCCAUCCAACUGCUGUUCCAAGAUUCUAAAGUAGGCCUGAUAUGAAGACCUCACUGUAGAGUAUUACAUCUCUUUUCAAAAACAUGAUGAAGUUUUUGAUGCUAAAGUGAGGUCCCCUAAGAAGCAAAGAGUAAAAAUCAGUCAGCACUCAAAAUCCAAGUAAAAGAAGCUUUUCAAAACGGGAGAGCGUUUCCAUCUCCAGGAUUUCUUUACUGGGGUGAGAUUGAAAAAUAAAAACAAGUGCCCUAAAUCAAGGCUAUAGAAUAUGAAAUCUCACUUCAGAUAGUCUGUGAUAUGGAGACAGCACUUUCAGGGCUCCCUCGUACUUCACACAGAUACUACGACUCUCCCCUUUAAUACUGAAUGGACAUCUAGUCAGGUUGGCAAAUGAGAAUAGAUCUGAACUAAUGAAGUGUCUGAUUCCCUUAUCUCCCUCUUAAUCUUUCUCUUUUUACCUAUUUACAUAUGUAAAAAGUUUAGAAAGAAAAUUUCCUGAGGAUAGAAAUGUUAUCUUGAGAAUCUUGGAAGCAUCUGAUGGUUUUUACUCAGUAUCUUAGGACAGUUAUGAAGGCCUCAAGAAAAUUAAGAUAUCCUUGGCCAGAGGAAUAGUUAUGAUAUUGUAUUUUUUUUACUAUUAACAUGUCUGUUUUUUUCUCAGAUAUAUAUUGUUAUGUUUACGAAUUUCAUUUUCUUGAUGUUUAUAUCUCCAAAUUAUUUCUCACUGCAUGAAUAUUGGAAAUGUGUGAAUUUGUUAGUGAUUAAUUUUAAUAUUACAAUAUACUUUACCUAUCUUGAGCAUUUAGUUGCAUUACUUUUGGUUGUUAAAAUAUAGUAUCUGAAUUAAUUCAUCAAUCAUGACCAUGUAAAAUGAAUGAAAUCAUUUUGUAGUAUCAUUGUUCAAUGAUAUAAAACUCAUUAUUUAUUAAAUUGUUCGACUUAUUUCAAAAUCAUCAUCAUGAACAACGAAUUAUUUUGUAAUUGUUGAUGCAAACUUGAACUAAUUAUGAGGCAUUUUCUUUAUUUUUACUCUAAAAUUAAUAAUUGGCAUAUCUCUCAAUAAUUCUAUCUCGAUGCCAAUGAUAUCUUUAUUUUUAUUCUUAACAGAGUCAAGAGGCUACUAUGGUCCGGGGCCAAAAGUAUCCGGAAAGGGUUAGAAUUUUCUUUCUUUUUGUCGAUAUUCUUUGUCGUUGUUUUUAAUCAAUUGACCAUUUAGUUUAAGUUAGAAAUAUAUAUGCAACGAGAUUAUGGAGAGAAAUUAUUCAUUUGUUAACUAGUGAUGCCGUUUGUUGACUUUAAUGAAUUCUAACAAGAGUAAAAGUCUUUUUCUCUUGUUAGGGAGUGAAAGUUAUGGUUUCUUGAAAGAUGAUAUUUUUAAUAACAAUUGUUUAUAUGUCACAUUGUUUUAUUACUUGCAUAUCUUUGUAUGUGUUAGUAACUUAAUGUGAAACUGUUGCAAAUGUUUUCUGUGGAUUAUAGAUAAAUGAGAACACAAGAAUUUUAUAUACUGAAAAUACUAAAGUAUUUAAAUACUAGUGGCUCCAAUGCCACUUGUUUCCGGUGAUACAGUUGCAAUGAUUUCAGUUUAAUAAAAUAAUCUUAUAGCUCCAAAGAGCUUUAACACUUGCAACUCAGGCUAUACAGAAAACAAAGUACUUUGUGAAUAACAAUACUGUGUUAUCUUUUUUAUUGGUAGUUUUCAAUCAAAGAAAAUCUAGAGUUUGUAUUUGUAGACAGUUGCAUGUUUUGUAACAAGUAUUUUAGUAUGCUCCAAUUCAAAAAUUGUAUUACUUGACGUAAGUCGUAAUAAAUGUAAACUUUAUAUUUAUUGAAUAUAAAACUAUAAUGAAUCUUUUAUUAAUGUUAUUUACUGACUAAUACAAUGUUAAAAUAUUUCUAUGUACUAAUUAUAUAAAUACUGCACAGCUCAUGUAUCUUCUUGAAAUGAAUAACUUUUUUCAUCUCUAAAUUUCUUUAUAGAAACAAUUUAUUCUGGAAUACUUAGAUGACAAAUAUUGAUCACUAUUAAUUAAAAUUAACUAUACACGCACUGAUUUUGGUAGAGAUAUGUGUAAAAUUAUAAUAACUCAACAUUUUGUAUUAUAACUGUUCGUAUGAGCUUUAAAAUGAUAUUGAAAAAAUAAAAACUUUUUUUUGUAUUAGCACCAGAUCAUUCCUUGGUCAAAUGUUAAUAUAUCAUAAAUACUAUGUUAAUGUUCAGAAAAUGAUUUUUUUUAUUAAAGUAUAUAGUUUAAAAGCAGUACAUAUUGUUUGCAUGAGUUGUAGUUCUGAUUUUAGAUUAGUCAUCUAUAUAGCUUAAUGUAUGUCUCAUUUUUUGUGAUAUUGAAUUACAUAAGUAGCUUAUACAGUGUGGUAUAACUUUGUAACUAGAACACAGCAAAUUUAAGCCCAAGAUCUAUGUGCUCCGACAAGGUUUCAAUAUUUUUAUUUCAUAUGUAAAUAGAAACAUGUUGAAAAAAAAUUAUUACCAUACAAUUUUAAUUCCUGAACUGUAUUAAAAAGUUGCACAUAUUUGAAUGAAAAGCAUGCGGUUUUGUCCAUUUUUUAUUUUAACAAUGUUUGUUGCUAACUAUUAAAAAAGUAUUCAAUUUAUUAUUUAAAAAAAAUGAAAAUCAAAAUUAAGUCUUUCUGCCUUAUGGCUAAAGAGUUUAUGCAUCUCUACAUUCUUUAAAAUGGCCCCUUGUUGUUUGUUAAAAAAAAUAAUAUUUUUAAAACAGUUUUUAUCUACUUUCAACUUUUGAGGUCUUAAAUUUUUUUCAGUGAGCUAGAAUAAUACCACUGUAAUAAUGUUAAAAUCAUUUAAUAACUCUAACCUGCCAUAGGUAGUCUUAUGUUUUUCAGUGAAAUAUUUUUUAAACAAUUCGGAAACUCUAGGUGACAAAUUAGUUUUUGUAUCAUUUUCUGCAGCCUGUGAUGAAUAUCUAGUUCCUUUCUUAAUUUUAAUACACAUUUUCUUGUGUAUUUAACAUAUAAUUAUGCAAAGGAACAAAAAUCUAUAACUAAUAUGUUGUUUUGUUUACUUUUUAUUAAAAACUAGUAUUUUGUGUAAUAAUAAUUCCAAAAUAUUUACAUUUGUGUAAUUUUUUUCAUAUAUAAAAUAAAACAUUGUAUUAAAUGUGUUUCUUGCAUGUUAUUUGCUGUGUUUCAUAUCAUAUGCCAUAAAUGUGUUCUACACAUUAUUGUGAGUGUUUACAUCUCUAUACGUGAAUUUGUUGCAUUGAAUUACGAUAGACAAGAGAACACAAUGGCAAUGUUGCUAUGAGACACUUAAAGCCAUGUUUAUGAUUUUUUAAUAAGUUGGAAACUUGAAUCUACCUUCCACUGUACGAACUAAACUUGUGGAUAUAGUGUUCUUGAUCGUAAAUUUAGAAUAAACGCAUGUCUUAGUAGAAUGUAGAAAAAAGGUGUACAGCACUUGAAAAUGUACACAGUUUAUACUGUUAUCAUAUAUAUGUGUAUAUAUAAAGUGAUUAUAUACAUAUAUUAUACAUGUAAAAUGUGCCAGUCAUAAGUUACACAGUGUGAUAGGGACUUUAUGUCCUAUGAGCGUUAUGACCUGGGCUAUCUUAAGCCCCAUAUAACUAGCAGAUGAAAAUGAACUUCUUUUGUAUUUUUCAAAAAUAAUUAUAAAAGCAAAGUUUUAAAAAUUAUGUUUGUUAAUCAAUGCACUUUUAUCUAUGAAAAUAUAAUAUUCUACAUAGUUUGCUGAAACAAUUUUUGAGAAUAUAUAUAACUUUUUGACCUGUUUCUCCUAAAACUCUCUUAAAACCUGCCUUUGCUUCAAAAGAAGGAAAAACUAAUUAACCUCAGCUAAAUUGUUUCUUGCGCCUGCUUCUUUUCAUAACUAAAAAUUGUUAAUAUUUUUUACUGCGCAAUUAAAAUUAGAUCGCCAAACUGAAUAGCAUUUCUACAUUCAAAACAGAUGCAUUGAGCUGCAAGCUUAUUAAUAGAACAAUUGAAGUUUUUUUUCUUGCUUCUGUCUUUUCUAUUCCUUUUAUUAUAGCUAAUUAUUGUCUAUAUAUACUGUGGCUUAACAGAAAUCCAGGUACCAAUAACUUUCAUGCUUGAAAUUUUAAAAUUACUAUGUUUGGUAAGGAAUAAUUAAGUACUCAUUAAUAAUUUAACUAAUUUAGCCUACAUACAUAAAUAAAUAUAUUUUAAUGGCAUUUUUAAGAACUUAAAUAAUUCCUCAAUAAUUGCUUCAUUCUUACAUCUGCUUCAAAAUAACGUCUAAUACGAAUUAUUUGACACAGUGUUCACGAAAGAAAAGCAAGACACGAAAUCUGUGAUACAAUUUUACUGUUUCAAUAUCAUUACAAAAUCGAUUCACAAUUUAAAUAAAAACGCUUAAAUAUGUUCUUGUACAAAAACACUUUUAAAAAUAAUGAAGAUAUUUUUUUCUCUCUUUGCUUGAGUUAUUACUGAUAAGUACUGAAUUACUAUAUGAUCGAAUAUCAUGUAAAUUAACGUUGACAUUAAUUUGAAGGCAUUGGAAACUAUAUUAACAGAAAGCUCAGAUUGACAUUAUGAAAAAUUAAAUUUUGAGUAUAACAUAGUUUUCUUAAUUGACUCUUCAUUGUAUCUUUCUUAGCUGUGAUGACCUUAAAUGUUUUUCACCAAAAAAAAUUCUAUACUGUCUAGCAAUUACUGUCCAAUUGAUAUUGUAGUUCCCGCUUGUAACACUAAUUUGAACUUUUGGUAUUUUAACUUCACAAAUCUUCACAAAUCAUCUAAUUUUCACUUAUUCUAUUUUCUAUACUCCAUUUAAAUUAUUUUCUAAUUAAAUCACGUGUACGGUUUUUACUGAUAUACGUGUAAGUCCAACUUUAUUUUUUUAACUCUUACAACUAUUUGAGUUUUGUGCAGUUUAUGUAAUUCAUGUAUUAAAUAAUCGAUACUAUAACUGUAAGUUUGUCAGAUUAAAAUAGAAAUAUUGUACUAAAAUACUGAAUUAAGCUUUAACUGUUUCUAAAACUAUUGCAUUUAUCUGGUUUUUCUUGCAAGCCACAGAUAUAAUAUAUAACUUGAUUUUAAAGUUUGUUUUAAUUAACUUUCAUAGUCUAUAACUAUAUAAUUCAGUCCUUCCAAAUUAUGUAUAGAAAGUUUGGUAUUUAAAUGUGAUUAACAACCGCACGAAUUGUGUGUGGUGAAUUAAAUUUUGUUAUAAACUCAUAAUAUUUCAAAUAUUUUCAGUCAUAUUUCAAAAUUUUUGUGAUUUUUAUUGAUAUCAAAACUGAUCUCUUCAUAACUAAAGAAUAGUCAUACUAUUUUGUUCUAAUUUACGUUACAUUUUAUAUAAAAUAGCUUGAAUAUUUAGUUCCUUUUUUAUGUUAUUUAAGAUUUAUUAUUUCUUUGAAAAUCAAGGAAAUUUUAAAUGCUUUUUUGUUAUAUUAUGUGUCUGUAAAAAUUUUAUUGAAAAGAAACGAAUUAUAUUUUAAGCCUUAAUUAAGUUUUAUGUACUGACAAUUAGGCUUUAUAGCAAACAAUGGCUGCUUUUUGCUCUAUCUUAUGAAUACUUUCUUACUCUGAUUUUAUUAAAAAGCUUCGCCAAAUCUACUGUUGUAGUGAAAUAUUUCUAAAACAUUCAGGUUAAGAUAUGUAACUGGCGGCAUUUAUUCCCUUGUGACUGUAUUGAAAAAGCGUAGCUUGUAAUUGCUAAUGCUAUAUCAAAUUUUCAUUGCUGUGUACUCCUGCAUUGCUGUAUUACCAAACUUAAGUGUACCAAAUAAAUAAAAUUACCUUUCUUACAAAA